Punica granatum (pomegranate) is the source of this 1050-nucleotide messenger RNA. The record is from RefSeq and is a predicted model, not a curated record. Lineage: Eukaryota; Viridiplantae; Streptophyta; Magnoliopsida; Myrtales; Lythraceae.
AUGGAAGAAGAGAAGAAUCCACCCACUGGUGGCAGUCCGGCUAGAGAUGAGUCGGAUGAGGUGCGACGACAGGCCAAGGAGAUGCUCCAUUAUUACCUCUAUAUGGCUGAGGUUUCGAAUCAGCAGCAGCCGCCGCUCGAGGAGGCCUUUGCUAAUAUGAGUGUCAAUGAUAUUUAUAUUAAUCACACCUCCUACGGGAUGUUCGACCGUGAGAAUCGCACCUCCCAGCGUUAUCCGGGGCUCAACGGUGAGAAUCUUGCGGACUUGUCAAACAUCGGGGGUUUCCCCUUGGGAGGUUCUGCCGUUGCGCGGGACGCUGCCAUUGGCUAUGAUUCGUAUCUGGCUCUCAGCGGGUUCCAGGACCCGAGCCAACUGAGCCGUCACAGCCACCAGUUACCACCAUCGCCCUUCCUCUCUGGCCUCUCAAGUGGUUCCUCGGGGAGGAACUGGAACCGGUGCCCCUAUCCCGUCAGCCUAUGCGAGAAUUCCCUCGACUUUGCUGCCCGUGCCACCGAUCCCAAGAUCACGCGGGAGCUGCAGAACAGCAUCAAAUUUAUGAGCCGGUGCCCGUACCCAGUCAGCCUAUGUGAGGAUCCUCUCGACCUUGUCGCCAGUGCUACUGAUCCCAGGACUGCGAGGGAGCUGCAGAACAGCAUCAAGCAUAUGAGCCGGGCCGAGAUAGACCGUCUGUUCUCGGCAUUCAAGAACAAGAUUGAGAAGAUGAUGACUCACACAUCCGCAAACUUUGUCUCCCUGUCCCUCAUAGAAUUCUUGACUGCAAACCAGAUAGGCGAGAUCGUCCACAGGCUGUGCAGAAACAGCGACGUUCUAUGUCGAAUUUGCCUCAAUACUCAUGGGAUGAGGGCAAUGCAGAAGCUGUUGGAGAGGAUAACAGUGCCGUCCCAGAAGGAUGCGCUGACGGCGGCUCUCAGGCCCUACACGGUGCAAUUGCUAAAGAGCGAUGGUGGCCGGCAUGUUAUCAUGUGCUGUUUGCAGAAUUUUUCCGAUGAGGAAAACAAGAACGAUCAUAGCAAAAGAUUAGGGCUAUGA